UCUUGUAGUGGUCCCUCUUUCUGCUCUGGCGGGUGAUGCUGCAGCUCACACUUGGCUUUGAAGAGCCUCCUCUGCUGAUCUGGUUUUAAUUGGACCUGACCUGGUUUCAGCACCGCCGACAGCUCAGCUUUGUCUCCAUCCUCCUCCUCCUCCUCCUCCUCCUCCUCCUCUUCCUCCUGUCGGAACCACAGCAGCUCUCACGGCCGUCCGGAGCGGAGCUGUCCAUAUUCAGCACUUUUUCACCAGCAGGGAAACAGGAUCAGACCGGAUCCAGGACCAGAUCCAGGACCAGAUCCAGGACCAGAUCCAGGAGAGGCAGACGGUUUCAGGAUGGUGUCCAGAUCCACGCUUCUGUUCGUCCUGCUUCAGGUUUUUCUGAUGCUCCAGCAGGUCUCUGUCCUCCCCACCCCUGCAGCCUCCACGGAUGACGACCCAGAAACUUUUCGUCAGGUUGACGGCACGCCGCUGACCGCCGAGGACAUCGUGCAAAAGAUCGCCAAUAAAAUCUACGAGGAAGACGACAGAGGCGUGUUCGACAGGAUCGUCACCAAACUGCUGAAACUGGGCCUGAUCACAGAAAACCAGGCAGAUACUCUGGAGUACCAGGUGGCCGAGGCUCUGCAGGAUCUCAUCACCAAAAACGCCAAGGACAAUGAGAUCGAGGACGUGGACCAGAACCAGGACCAGGACCAGGACACAGGGGGAGAGCAGGACGACCAGAGUCCGGACCCGGACACCUGGGAACCACCGAGGAGACGGUACAACGAAGACGAGGAGGAUGAGGAGGAAGAUGAAGAUGAUGACGAGGAUGAGGUGGACAGGGACGCAGAGAAAGACGCAGAGGACGACACCUGGGUGAAGGAUGGAGACGGAGGAAACGAGGUGAACCCUGGAGACGGACUCCAGGACCUGCAGUACUUCCCAAACUUCUACCGCCUGCUGAAAAGUCUCAACUCAGAGAACCUGGACGCCAUGAUCGCCAUGCAGACCAGGAACAAGCUGGGCAAGGCCCUCGGACUUCCUGAAGUCUCUGGACCUGGACUUGAAGGGAGAACCACAGACGAGGAGGACAACACCAAAUCUGAGACCGCCAAGAUGCAGAAGGAAUAUGAAAACCUGAGGGACUCCACCAAAGAGGAGCAGCCGUCCACCGAGACCAAUCAGCCGGGCAGGUCUGAGACGUACCUGGAGGCCAUCAGGAAGAACAUCGAGUGGCUGAAGAAACACAACAAAGAUGGAGGGAAAGACGAUUACGACCUGUCCAAGCUGAAGGACUUCAUGGACCAGCAGGUGGACUCGUACAUCGAGAAGGGCAUCAUUGCUAAAGACGAAGGCGACACCAUCAAGAGGAUCUACAGCAGCCUGUAACCGGAUCCACCUUCUUCAGUUUCCAACCAGGAACCGGACCGGACCAGAGGAGGUCCUGCAAAACACCGACUACCUACAAUUCUGUCAUUUAUAUUCCAAAACAUUCCCAAAACUGUACCAAAGGAUGGGAUUUAUUACUGUUAUAAACUGCUUCUUUAUAAAGAUCAGAACCAUUUCUGUAAAAUCCUUUUUCAGCUGGACUAAUGAAUGUUUGGAGCUGUGAUCCUUCYAAACCAACACCACUCAAAUUAUACUAAUAAAAAUUAAUCUGUCUUAGGUUUAUCCUGUUGCUUUCGGUGCGUAUUUAAUCAUUUUAAUGUGAUUUUAAUUUCCCAGAAUUCUGUGUUUUUUUGUUUGCAGCUGUUUGUUCAACCUUCUGUUUUUUCCAUCUGAGCCAGCAGGGGGCGACAUGUGGACCAYCUCUGCUCGAUUCCACCUGUUUCAGAUCUGCAGAGGAAAAAACAUUUGUUUUUAUUUUUAGAGACACUCAGAAAAAAAUAUGAAGGUUUGUUUCUUUAGCUUAAGAACUAAACUAAAAAAUAACUGAAGAAUCAGUUUUAUUAACAGAAAAAACUUUUUUUAAGGGGAAAAUUUGACCCGUAAGAGCCACAACUUCCUUGAUUUUAAAAAAAUCUAAAUUUGAAACAAAAAGGUGGAAAUGUUUAUGUAAAUCUGACAGAAGCCACAAUUAGAGAAAAAA
This is a messenger RNA of Austrofundulus limnaeus, 2068 nucleotides long. It is a transcript of the gene scg3, whose product is annotated as secretogranin III. Gene Ontology annotation, biological process: protein localization to secretory granule. Gene Ontology annotation, cellular component: secretory granule membrane. NCBI's taxonomy places the organism in Eukaryota, Metazoa, Chordata, Actinopteri, Cyprinodontiformes, Rivulidae. The record is from RefSeq and is a predicted model, not a curated record.